Messenger RNA from Sphaerulina musiva SO2202, 1555 nucleotides. RefSeq names its product FAD-linked oxidoreductase. The record is from RefSeq and is a predicted model, not a curated record. The coding region runs from base 28 to 1482 and encodes 484 amino acids. NCBI's taxonomy places the organism in Eukaryota, Fungi, Ascomycota, Dothideomycetes, Mycosphaerellales, Mycosphaerellaceae. Gene Ontology annotation, molecular function: FAD binding; proline dehydrogenase activity. Gene Ontology annotation, cellular component: mitochondrion. The transcript has 2 exons.
ACACACUUCACUUCCAUUCCACUGACCAUGAGCCUGAAGCCAAGACUGUGUUAUAGUGGCCGCAGUCCCACCACUCCGCAUCGCUCCGUGCGAGUGUGCUUCGAGCGUGCCCUUUCGACGCAGGGCCGUAACAGGAACACCACACUACAAAGCAGUAAUGGAGAUGUCACGGGUCGGAGCACGGUGGAGGUACCGCUUCAAAACACAUCAACGACGACAUUGACACCACGACCUCUCAAGAGUCUGCCAUUGCCCGCUCUGCUCCGGACAUUCUUCCUAGGCAAGCUUUUCGCCAGUCCAGCUCUCUCCAGCCUGGGAAUGAACAUUCUAGGACGUAUCGCUCAUUCUCGAAGUCCGUUUCUUGAUCCCGACAGAAACAUUGCCUUGGGCAGCAUUCUUCGAGCUGUGGUGUACAAUCAAUUCUGUGGAGGUAACGAGAAACAGGAGAUUGUGCCCGUGCUCGACCGACUGAGGCAGGCAGGCUAUGCUGGCGUUAUCCUGCAAUGGGCUCGAGAGAUUGUUGCACAUGGUCGGGCCGAGACCGAUUUGAAAGUGGCUACUUCUGCUGAGCAGAUACAAACAUGGCUCGAUGGCAACCUCAAAGGGCUGUCCUUUGUCGGUCGGGAUGAUUACUAUGCCUUGAAGUACACGGGCGCUGGCAGCAGCAUUGCGGAAGCGCUCCGACAGGGCCAGGAUCCUCCGCCGCAGUUCAGAGAUGCACUUCACACCAUUCUUCGUGCCGCUCAAGCACAAGGCACUCGAAUCUUCCUCGAUGCCGAACAACAAGUCUUCCAAACCACAAUCGAUCGCUGGAGUGUCGAUCUGAUGCGACAGUACAAUGUGAAUGGCGAAGUAUUAGUGCUCAACACCUACCAAGCAUACCUCAAAGCAACGCGAGCCAUUCUCCGAAAUCAUCUCCAGCUCGCCCAACAAGAGGGCUGGGCACUCGGCGUCAAGCUCGUCCGAGGCGCGUACAUCCAGAACGACAUCCGCUCUCGCAUUCACGACACGAAAGCCGACACGGAUGCAUCGUACAAUGGCAUCGUACACUCCCUCCUCUCUCGAUCAUUCGACGACAUCAAACCCAACCACUUCCCCAAAGUCCGCACAUUCCUCGCCGGACACAAUGCCGAAUCCAUUUUCCGCGCAGCCCAACUCCACCAAACUCUCGUCCUGCAAGGCCACAAGCCCGACACAUUAGAAUUCGGCCAGCUGUACGGUAUGGCCGACCACAUCAGCGGUAUGUUAUUGCAACAGGUCGAAGACGCGAAGAAGGCGGCACAGGAGCUUUCGGGCGAAGCGGCAGAACUGCAGAGGCAAGCGGCUCCUCGCAUUAUGAAAUGUGUCAAUUGGGGCUCGGUGCGGGAGUGUUUACAUUUUCUCAUGCGAAGGGCUGCGGAGAAUCAAGGCUCGGCGGAUCGGCUGAGAGAUGGGUUUGUGGAGUCGAAGCGAGAGUUGUGGUUACGAUUCCGUGGACUGUAGCAUGAUUUAUUUGAUGAAGUUAUGAACAAGAUAAAUAUAUAUAUCUAUCAGUAUACGAGAUGACAUGACUGCG